This is a messenger RNA of Linum trigynum, 3920 nucleotides long. Lineage: Eukaryota; Viridiplantae; Streptophyta; Magnoliopsida; Malpighiales; Linaceae. The record is from the annotation of a GenBank genome assembly.
CUAAAAAGCACACAAAAAAUUAAUCACUUCGUCGACGACAAUUGAAUCCGAAUCCUUCCUCAACAGAAGCCCUAAUUUCUCUAUAGCUGACAAAACCCUCCUCUGCUUUUGACGACAUCGAUCGGCACAUCGCAUUCCUCCUCUUCAUCGCCUGUACGACUGCUAGCAUCUGGUCGUCCUUAACCUUCUCACGACACCUUCUCAUCUACUGCAGAUUCAUUUCCCACUGCUCAGCCGGAACAUCACUGCUCCGCUCGUCAUUACUUACCACGCAAGCUCUAGAUUAGACAACAGCUUCUCCACCUUGUCACCACCGCGCCGGCUCCAAAAUCCUCACGGCUCCAGCGUCUAGACCAGACCACCACUACUCUGCCUCUGUUGUCACACUUCUGGUCUAUAGCGCCUGCGGCUUGCUGAUUAUUUAUGUAGCUGUAAGUUUUUCUUUUUGUUGCUUAGGUCGUUAGGUUGGCGAGGCUUGCUGAUUAUUUCUCUAGCUGUAAGUUCUCUUAUCCCGUUGCUCAGUCAGUUAGGUAGGUUGUCGAGUUCUUUAGUUUUUGAUGAAGUAAUUCUGAUAGAAUAGAGAUUUGGAGUUGCUAGUGGCGAAUGGUGAUUUGAUAUUAUAGUUGAACUUAGUUAUUUUUACUUAACUACAACAGAAUAUUUGAUAGAUUUGAGAUUUCAACUGAAUUUAGUUACUUGUACUGGAUAUUUGGGUUUGAUUUGAUGAUGAACUGUGUUUUAGUUGGUGAUUUGGUAUGCAGUUGAUAUGAAAUUGAUGAUAAAGUUUGAAUUAAUAGGUAUUUGGCUUCCCAAGUAUGUCUAGGCUCUAGCAGCGGUAUACAAUGAAUGCUUCAUCAAGUUCUAACAGUAAAAUGGAAAACAAAUAUAGCUGGGAAUCGUGUUGAUCAUGGGGUGGAAUAUGCUAUAGAUGUUAAACUUAAACUCGUUUGUGAGAAUUUGGAUUCUUAAACUCGUUUAUGAGUUAUGAUCUAUGCUAGAGUGUUAUAUUCAGAUUCUGGGCCUCACUUUUACUUUCUACAGGGUGCUUGUUAAUUUGCUGGGAUCGCUUGUUCUGUCUAAAAAGAUGGUCUCUCUCUCCCUCUCUCUCUCUCUCUCUCUCUCUCUCUCUCUCUCUCUCUCUCUCUGUUUCUCUCUUGUACUUAGUGUAUGUUUAGCCAUGGGAAUUCAUUGUCCGAGCCCGAAAGGAAAAGGAAAUAAGCUGUUGCCAAUAUCUGUUUGGCUCAACGUGUGCAUUAUUUCCUUGAUCCUGCAACAGAAGUGGGGAUUGAAAAAGAUUGCUGUUUGAUUGAGCACUUCUACUAUGCUAUAUAGUAUUGGUGUUUUAAUGUACAACUCAAACUUGUACCAUAACAUUAAAUGUAUAAGUUUAGGUUGUACCAUAAAGCAAUUUGUAUCAUUAUGUUAUGGUACAAUUUUACAUCUUGAAGUUGUACCAUCACAUAAAGGUACAAGUUCAAGUUGUACCAUAAAAGAAUUUGUACAAAAAGUAUAGGUACAAUAUGAAGUUGUACCAUAACGUAAAUGUACAAUUUUAAGUUGUACCAUAAAGGCAAAAACCUAUAGCACCAAUACUAUAUAGCAUUGUAAAAUUUCUCCUGUUUGAUUUUGUUACUUUCUGUUUUCUGCUCUACGUCCAUUGUUCAGGAUAGGAAACCGUGUCCCUCUAGUAGGAUACUAGUUUGCUUUGUGGGUAAGACGAUCUAAUGGUUCACUCUCUGUUGCAGCUUCCUCUUUCGCUAUUGAAGACGGCACAAGGCCAUCCCAUGGUAGGGUGCCUCCCACCUUUUUGGAUUUCAGCAUUCUUGCUGGAUUUUCUUGUUUGUUGGGUUUUGUUACCGUUUUCAUUCUUUACUGCAGGUUGUAAUUCAUGUUGGUUUAUGAUGUCACAGUUGGUUGAGCUUAAAAAUGGGGAAACUUACAAUGGACAUUUGGUCAACUGUGAUACUUGGAUGAACAUCCAUCUUCGAGAAGUUAUCUGCACCUCUAAGGUAUCUCUCUUUGCUCUUAGUGUGAAAGGUUGCGUGCUCCAGAAGGUCUGGAAUUAGUGUCAUGCUUCUAUCUUCUAAUUUUGUUUUCCAGGAUGGAGACAGGUUUUGGCGUAUGCCUGAAUGCUACAUACGUGGAAAUACCAUCAAGUAUCUCCGGGUUCCUGAUGAGGUAUUAUAUGACUAAUUUUUCUCCAUAAUUGGCAGUUGAGGAUGUUGCUAAUCUAUUUGUUCACAUAUUGUCAAACUAGUGCUCUUCCUCUAGGUGGCUUUCAGGAUGGUGUUAUUUUCUGAAUGUGCCUUUUUCUCUGGAUUAGUUGCAAUGGUUCAUUCUGAUAAAUUAUCUGUUUAGCUUAACUUUAUUCAAGUAAAAUGAAAUUCCUGAUAGAUUAUUUCUGGUCCUUGAUACUUGAUUAUCAAUUUGAUUCUUACACGCAAGGUGCUGACAUGAAACUCAAAAUUAAAAUCGGAAAUCCUAGCUAUCUUCAGGAAUGUAAAUCUAAUGGUGUAACUUGCUGCGAAGAAAUUGAGGUGUAUGGCUGUGAUAUUUUAAACUUCAGAAAUUGGAAGUUCAAAUCCUUUUGCUUCUUCCCAAAUAUAGAUCUAUUAGUACUAUUGAAUGGAGACUUUUUUCCCCUGAUAAGUGACUGAACUUUUUGAGGCGCAUGGAAUAUAGCCGAAAGGAAGUCUGUGCCGUUUUCUUUUGAGUUUGUCAUCUUUGUUUCAUGUGUAUUGAAUAAUUAUAUGAUUGAGGAUUACUACUGCCAGAUAUUGCUAGCGUUUCGCUGCCAUGUAUUUGAGAUGAGCUUUGCCAUGUGUUUGCAAUUUAAAAUAGCUAAUGUAAAUCUGUGGCCACUUUUGCUCUCAUGACGCUUGCUUUUUUAUUAUUUUCCAGGUCAUUGAUAAAGUUCAGGAAGAAACAAAAACCCGCUCAGGUAUGAUUGCACUUAGAUAAGCUGUGUGAGCAUUAUUCAACCAAACUUGUAAUGAUGUCGACAUAGGUUCUGAUGCUUCUUUUGAAAAAGAGGUUCCUGAAGUGCUAUUGUUCGAAAUAGGUAGUGGUUUGAUUCGGACAUAUCACAUAUAUGAUCUCUGUUGAAUGCACAUGACCCUUACAUAUCUCUCACCCCACCGAGGGAACAAUUUGCUACAUACUUUUGUGCUGAGUGCUGAAUUCGGUAUGCUGCAUACACUGCUUGUCUAGAAAGCACUUUCUGGUGGUUUUCCUAAUCGGCUGAAUUUGCUAAUCAGAUCGAAAGCCGCCUGGAGUUGGACGUGGUAGAGGGAGGGGUCGAGAAGAUGGUGCCGGCGGAAGGGCUCCAAAGGGUGUUGGCCGUGGGCUCGAUGAUGGGGGUGCCAAGGGUCUGGGUGGAGGGCGUGGAAAAGGUGGUCCUGGUGGGAAGCCUGGCGGAAGCAGAGGUCCAGUUAGAGGACGUGGUUGAUCCGUUGAAACGAUGGCUAAACGCCCAGGGGGGAGGGGCUAGCUUGCUUGCUUGCUACUUUUUCGAAGCAUUUGGCAACCUGCCUGCACUGUCAAUCCGUCAAGAGUUCUUUUGGUAGAAUGCUAUACAAUGAUGCAUGUUGUGAUUUUCUCGUGUUUCUUCUCUUUUGUAAUUUAAGGGUCUCCACCAACCAAGUCUCAAUGUUCCGCUUAGGGAAAACACGACCAAGCCUAAUGUGGUUCGUAUCCAAUUGCCAACCCUAACCCAUGGGUUUAUUUUGGUCAAUUCUCCAAUCGAUUGUUUGGAUGUCGCAACUCUUCCCUCUUUUGUCCCUGAAAUUUAGUCAUCCUUAUAUGCUCCUUCAUCCUACAUUGCAUUGUUGUCCAUAAUAACACCCUGACCACAGUCCCAUUUUUGGUCUCACACAAGUAGGAAUUUAGGAUUCCAAUUCAAAUGAAUGCAAAUUGGCAAC